Molecule: messenger RNA, 1200 nt
Organism: Melampsora larici-populina 98AG31
Lineage: Eukaryota; Fungi; Basidiomycota; Pucciniomycetes; Pucciniales; Melampsoraceae
Exons: 5
Coding region: 1-1200 (399 amino acids)
Biological process (GO): cytoskeleton-dependent cytokinesis
Cellular component (GO): septin ring; septin complex; microtubule cytoskeleton
Molecular function (GO): molecular adaptor activity; GTPase activity; GTP binding
Source: RefSeq, a predicted model, not a curated record
AUGCCAAACCUACAAUCUUAUUCAAUUCAAUCUCAACAACAUCCAUCAUUAAAAAGUCCAAACAGAUUGAUUCCAAGAAAAUCUAGACAGAUUCCUACUUUCAAUUUAAUCUUAGUAGGUUCAAUCGAAACCGGUAAAACUUCUUUUCUUAAAACUAUCUUGGCUACUUUUGGUAUCAGUUUAGAUUCAGUCACUACUACUACUACUCAUGGAGGUAUUCAACAUCAUUCGAUUGGUACGGUUCCGGGUUUGAAUGGUGAUCGAAUCGCUUUGACAAUCAUUGAUACGCCUUCACUUGAUCUUCUUUCAAAUGAUGAAUUAAAAGUAGAACAUCAAGUCAACGAGAUCCUCCGAUGUCUCGAAUCUAAAUUUGAACAUACAUUAAAUCAUGAACAACAAGUGAAAAGAGAACCGAUCAGAUUCACCGAUUCACAUGUCCAUUGUUGUCUUUAUUUUCUAAACCCAACGAUCAUCGAAUCAGCCCAAAGAGCAUCCCAAUCAGACACACCUAAUCUUUAUCAAUCAUCAAGAAUCUCAAUGUCUAAGAUGGAAUUAAGAGCCAUGAAACGGAUUGGAAAACGAUCGAAUGUGUUACCUGUAAUUGGAAGAUCAGACGAAUUAACCAUUCAACAAUUAACCAAUAUCAGAACAUGGCUACGAACCGAAAUGAAACAAUCAGGUUUAGACCUAAGUCUGUUUACCGGAUCGAGCGAAGAAACUGAUGAUUCCGAAGGAUCCGAUGAACCCGAAGCCAUCACCACCUCAUCAUCUAUAAGUUCAUCAGAUAGUCAAAACCCAGAAGCCACAGCCAAUCCAUUAAAAACUAGACGUAAAUCACUUUCAGUAACCGCAAGUCUUUCACAUCACAAACGAAUCCAAUGUACACUAACUUUAUCAAGAUCAGAAGAAGCUUUGUUUAACUUGAUUCCCUUAUCAUUAAUCAAUCCUGAAAGUCUUCAUGUCUUAUCAAAUGAAGAAUUGAUGGGUUUAAACAAACUUAAUCCCAUUGAUCCUCAUCUUCAUUCCAUUGAUCCUAACCGGUUUAGUGGUCCGAAUCUUUCUAGACAGUUUAGAUGGGGUACUCUUAAUGUCUUGGACCCUUUGCAUUGUGAACUCGUUUUACUUAGAGCUGUCUUAUUUGGAACGCAUUUUAGUAAACUAAAAGAAUCGACUCGAUUAGAAAAAAAGAAAUUUUUUUAA